AUGGUGGGUUUAAUUUCGCACAAUCCGAAACCAGUAGCGAGGAAUUUUUAUGAAAACAGCUUCAAACAGCUCAGCGAUAUUCAGCAGAAGCAGGUCGGGCUGCUCGUAGGCGUGAGUGUGGCGGAUGCAGCGGCACGCGCCUUGGAAGGUUUCAGUGCCGACGAAAUAUCGGCCUUGCAAAGCAGCCGUGAUGGGGAUAUCACCUCGCACGGUAGAGGGCGCAAGGCGGUCGAGGAGUCUCCCGUCGUGUUUGCGAAUGUUAAUGAAAGUGAUCUUCGCGGCCAUACUGCGCUAAGCGAUGAAGGUUGGCGGGAGCUUCGCCAGCAGCGCGGGCGUAGCCCCCUUGUCGAUCAUUCCUUCAGCUACAUGUUGUACUUUGGGCUCUUGCGCACGAUGAGCGCGACGAGAGGGGAGUUUCCGGUUUCUUUUGUCGAGCCGUUAUGGGUGGAGGCCUCUCAUCGCGUGCACCCGGGGCUCGUAUUCGCGCAGCAGCACGGCUCCCUCCUCCACACGCUCUGCACGCUGCUACCCGUCCCGACAAUCUAUCCAUACGCUAGUGAUGAGACAUUACGGGCGUAUGUGGAUCCGUUUAUCGAUUCCCUCACCACGCCCCCGCCCUCCACGUCUUCGCUCCAGGCCGGCGAUGCAGCCGAGCUCGCGAAGGCAGGGCGAGGUGCCGUUCGCGAUUUCACGAAAAGCGCCCUUAGCGUGGUGCUUCGCUACCUGCAGAGUAACCCUGAUCCCGAGCGUAAUGCGGCCUUCAUGGCGAUUCCCGGAACGGCUGCGAUCUUCAACGAGGCGAGAGCCGCCUUCUGCCCGCCGCUCGUGAGGCGAGCAAUUGGGGGGGGCGAUGGCGUUAUUGGCAACCCUAAUCCCGCCAGCAGCGAUCCCCCGCCCCCGGCGGAUCCCUUUCACGUGAAGAAGGCGCUUCCGAUCGACCAAAAAGCGUCAGCAGGGAUCAAUUUCCUCCCCAUUCGGUCUCCACUCCAGGAUGCCGUGGUUGUGCGCGAGGCGUUUGCGAUUUCUAGGACCUCCCGCAGCUUCGCGGAGGGCGUCGUCCAGGCGGUGCGCGCAGGAGGCAGCGUCUGCCAGCGCGCGAUGCUCGUCGGUGCGCUCCUCGGUGCGAGGUUUGGUGCCCGGCAGAUCCCCAUCCCGUGGAUCAGCGCCACGGUCGAUCAUAAACCGCUCGUGACGAUGGCGAUAGAGGUCGCGCAGUGGGCGUGGAACCCGCCACAUCGCUAA
This is a messenger RNA of Phytomonas sp. EM1, 1242 nucleotides long. The record is from the annotation of a GenBank genome assembly. Lineage: Eukaryota; Euglenozoa; Kinetoplastea; Trypanosomatida; Trypanosomatidae.